CAAACAGUGACAUGUGGAAGGUCUGAGCCCUCUCCCACCUUCGCCGGGACACCAUGGACACCGAAGCCGUGCAGCCCCAGGAGGCUUCGCUGACGGUCAACGAGCAGGUUAUUGUCAUGUCCAGCCAUGAAACCAUCCGAGUGCUGGAGGUCGGCGUGGACACCCCGCUCCCGGCCGAGGAGGACCGGAAAGCCUUGGAGAUGCCACCAGGGGAGGUAGCGCGGGGCUCCCUGGGAGAGAGUGGCCACCCGGGCAGAGAGGAUGUCCUACCCAGCACCCAGAGCUCAUGCAGCGGGGAGGCAGCCGGCAAAGCCAAACCGGCGGCCGGAGUGUCCCCCAGCACCGUCCACUCCGUCGGCACCUUCAGCCACGCCACGAGCCAGCAGCCGCAGACGUUGGCCCCGCUGGCCGUGCAAGCCACCCCGCAGGUCUUGACUCAGGAAAACUUAGCAACAGUUGUGACAGGAGUAAUGGUUCCAGCAGGGACAGUUACUCAACCUCUUCUUAUCCCCAUCAGUAUUGCAGGUCAAGUGGCAGGUCAGCAGGGGCUGGCUGUGUGGACAUUUCCUACAGCAACGGUCGCUGCCCUUCCCGGAUUGACGGCUGCUUCUCCUACAGGGGGAAUUUUCAAACCGCCUAUAGCCAAUUUGCAAGCCGCUGCCGUACUGAACACAGCCAUCCAAGCGCCGGUACAGCCUGCCCAGCCGCUGCAGGCUGCGGUCCAGCCACGGCCCCCCCUCCAGUCCCCCAGCGUCUUCCCUGCUGCGCCCGGCCAGCCCCCCAUCCUGCCACAGCCCGCCGCAGCGCCCACGCCGCCCGUGGCCAAGCCUUUAGAGACGCAGACCCAGAUCACCGUCCAACCUGCCGGAUUUGCCUUUAACCCUGGCAUAAUCAGCGCGGCUUCUCUGGGGGGCCAAACCCAGCUCCUCGGCUCCUUGGCAGCCACCCCCGUGAUUGCAAACGCCAUCUCCAGUGUGCAGGGCAUCACGGGCCAGAUCCUGACCAACGCCCAGGGCCAGGUGAUCGGGACGCUGCCGUGGGUGGUGAACCCCCCCGGGAUGGCGGCAGCCAGCCCUGCCCCGGCCGCGCUGCCGGCCCAGAAUCUGCAGGUGCAGACGGUGACGCCCCAGCUGCUGCUCAACGCCCAGGGCCAGGUCAUCGCCACGCUGGCCGGCAGCGCCAUCCAGGCGGCCGCCAUCAAGAAAACCGGCACCCCCGAGCCCCCCACCAAGAACGAGGUCCAGCCCAUCCAGCCGGCCCCGGCUCUCUCCCAGCCGGCCGUGGUGAUGGCAAACCCUGCCGCCACGGUGAAGGCUUCCUCCGUGCCCGUCCCCAUCACCUGCUCGGAGACCCCCACCGUCAGCCAGCUGGUCUCCAAGCCCCCCGCUCCCAACAGCAGCGCGGAGGAGGACGGGAUUAACCUGGAGGAGAUCCGGGAAUUCGCCAAGAACUUCAAGAUCCGACGCUUGUCCCUCGGCCUGACACAGACACAGGUGGGACAGGCCCUGACGGCCACCGAGGGACCUGCCUACAGCCAGUCGGCCAUCUGCAGGUUCGAGAAGCUGGACAUCACCCCCAAGAGCGCCCAGAAGCUGAAACCGGUGCUGGAGAAGUGGUUGAGCGAAGCCGAGCUCCGUAACCAAGAGGGGCAACAAAACCUGAUGGAAUUCGUGGGGGGGGAACCCUCCAAAAAGCGGAAGCGCCGUACCUCCUUCACCCCCCAAGCCAUCGAGGCUCUCAACGCCUACUUCGAGAAGAACGCCUUGCCCACCGGCCAGGAGAUCACCGAGAUCGCCAAGGAGCUCAACUACGACCGCGAGGUCGUCCGCGUCUGGUUCUGCAACCGCCGGCAGACCCUCAAAAACACCAGUAAACUCAACGUCUUUCAGAUCCCCUAAACGGGGGACGGGGAUGGGGACGUCCCCCCACCCUCCGUGGCCCACCCCGA
This is a messenger RNA of Gavia stellata (red-throated loon), 1948 nucleotides long. It is a transcript of the gene POU6F1, whose product is annotated as POU class 6 homeobox 1. The transcript has 11 exons. Gene Ontology annotation, biological process: regulation of transcription by RNA polymerase II. The record is from RefSeq and is a predicted model, not a curated record. The coding region runs from base 54 to 1898 and encodes 614 amino acids. Gene Ontology annotation, molecular function: DNA-binding transcription factor activity, RNA polymerase II-specific; RNA polymerase II cis-regulatory region sequence-specific DNA binding. Lineage: Eukaryota; Metazoa; Chordata; Aves; Gaviiformes; Gaviidae.